Molecule: messenger RNA, 1251 nt
Organism: Cladophialophora immunda
Lineage: Eukaryota; Fungi; Ascomycota; Eurotiomycetes; Chaetothyriales; Herpotrichiellaceae
Exons: 3
Coding region: 91-996 (301 amino acids)
Biological process (GO): mitochondrial citrate transmembrane transport
Source: RefSeq, a predicted model, not a curated record
ACACUUGCGCUCGUUUUCUCUGUUUCUGCUCAGCAAUAGCUUUGGUCCACAGACUUGGGGCUGGCCUUGACAGCGGUCUCUUUCUGGAGAAUGGCAUCAACGUCAGCUAAAGAUGGGGAAAAGUCGAAGCUCAAGCCGAGUGCGCUGCGUUCGAUAAUAGCUGGCUCGACAGCUGGAGCAGUCGAGAUCGCCAUAACAUAUCCGUUUGACCUCCUCAAGACAAGGUCGCAGCUCAAUCGCCGAUUACCAGACUCCAAAAAGCUCCCAUGGCCUCCCUUCCCCUCGAAAGAAUGGUACACCGGGUGCACGACGGCAAUCGUGGGGAACUCGGUCAAGGCAGGCGUUCGAUUCCUCGCGUUUGACACAUAUAAACAUAUGCUAUCAGACGACGAUGGUCAAAUAUCUGGGCCUCGGACAGUCGCCGCGGGGUUUGGUGCUGGAGUCACUGAAUCGUUGCUGGCAGUCACCCCGUCAGAGUCAAUAAAAACACAACUGGUGGACGACAGGAAACGAGCGCAACCAAGAAUGCGUGGCUUCAUCCACGGAUCCAUGGUCAUCGCUCGAGAGAAAGGAAUUAGAGGCUUUUUCCAAGGGUUUGUGCCCACGACCGCACGGCAAGCAGCCAACAGCGCGGUCCGAUUCAGUACCUACACGAGCCUCAAACAAUUCGCCGAGGGCUAUGUUGCGCCAGGGGAGAAGCUUGGAUCUCUGACAACUUUCGCCCUAGGAGGUAUUGCUGGCAUCGUUACCGUCUACACCACCAUGCCUCUUGACACGGUUAAAACCCGAAUGCAGAGUUUGGAGGCCAGGCAAGUAUAUAAGAACACAUUUCACUGCGCAGCGUCAAUCUACAAGAACGAAGGCAUAUUAACCUUCUGGUCUGGUGCACUACCACGUCUGGGCCGUCUCACUCUAAGUGGUGGUAUCGUCUUCGCGAUGUACGAGAAGACUAUGCAGCUCCUAGACCUUGCAGAUCCCGACGGAAAGUACAUUUGAUGGGCCGCGAGGGAUCUGGGCUCUUUAGAACGAAAAGUUUGUGUGGUUUGGACAUAGUGAGCAGAAUUCCAAGGCUGGCUUUAUGAAAAUGGAAGAUAGAGCAGGCCUUUGGAACAGAGCCAUCUCCCUUGUUAACGUCCUUCUCUGGAAGGGCGAAUUUGUGAGAGAUAAUCCAACAAGGUGGAAAGCUGCAGAUAUAGAUUGGCCUUGAGGCUUUCAUUCUUGUUAACAAUGAUACCCAAUGUACACAUCUAC